AUGGCUAUAGUUCUAAUAUUGAUGAUAGCCAUCCUAAAUUUUGACAAUAUUUCUGGUCGCACUUCAGAUAAGCUAAUAGUUACAUUACCUCAUGGAGGCAUUCUCGUUGGAAGAUACCUCAACACGUUAAGUGGGCAAGGUAUUCUUGCCUUCCUUGGAAUACCUUAUGCAAAAUCACCCAUUGGGAAGCUACGCUUCAAGGCUCCCGAAGCUUUUGGAGGAUGGACAGGCGUACGAAAUGCCACCACAGAUGCACCACUGUGCACUCAGCGAGAUCCAUACCGUCGUGACGAAUCAAUUUCAGGCGUGGAGGAUUGUCUGCAACUUAACGUGUAUGUUCCCGAAAGGGCACGAUCCCAGAACGUUGAAUCCAUUCCAACUAUCUAUCCGGUUAUGGUGUUUUUCCAUGGGGGUGGAUGGCAAUGUGGAUCGGGAACUCGUGCCUUCUAUGGCCCUGAUUAUUUGCUGGAGCAUGAUGUUAUCUACAUUGGAGCAAAUUUUCGACUUGGACCAUUAGGGUUUCUUAGCACCGAGCAAGCCGACUGCCCUGGAAAUAAUGGGCUCAAGGAUCAAACCAUGGUGCUGCAAUGGGUUCGUGAAAACAUAGCGGCUUUCGGAGGCGAUCCGCAAUCUGUGACGGUGUUUGGAGAGAGCGCCGGAGGAGCUAGUGGAACGUAUCACAUGAUGUCUACUCUGUCCAAAGGACUUUUCCAUAAAGUUAUUUCUCAAUCGGGAGUAAACUUAGAUGCUUGGGCUCAACCGGCACAUCCUGGAGUAGCGCGUAAACGCUCCAUUCAGCUUGGCCAGAUGCUAAACUGCACUGAAGGACUUGAGGGACGCUUUUUUGAUAUGCUUAACUGUCUACGGAUGAUUUCUGCAGAUGAAAUUACAAGAAAAUUCUACGACUUUUUUAUUUGGGACACUGAUCCCAUGAUUCCAUUUCCACCUGUUGUUGAACCUGAUAUACCGGGUUCAUUUAUAACUAAACAUCCACGGCACGAGCUUGAACCACAUGCCAUUGGUCUCCCUUGGAUGACUGGCCUAACACUGGACGAAGGAGCUCUAAAGAGUGCAUCUUUGAUAAAUGUGCCAAAUCUACGACGAAGUAUCAAUGAAAACUGGGAUCAUGCAUUACCCAUUUCAUUGUAUUACGAUCAUCAUAAAUUGAGCAGGCAGCGUGAAAUCACGCAGCUUAUCAACGAUUUCUACUUCAAUAAUCAGAAACUCACUCAACAAACGGAGAAAAAUCUUACGAAUCUUUAUUCAGAUGCGUGGUUUCUAGCAGGUAUGGAUGAAUAUUUACGAAUUCGUUUUCUCAACAACAGUCAACGACAAUCCCAAGUGAAAGCUGGUCCAACAUUCGUGUAUCUUUUUGCUCAAAAAGCUUCCGCCAGCUUUACAGAAAUAUUCAAAGGAGGGAAAGAAAAUUACUACGGUGUAUGCCAUGCAGAGGAACUGCAAUAUUUAUUCCCAAUAGCAAAGGAUCUUUUCCAUUCAGCUGUUCCAACUGACGAAGAGCACAAAGUACGACGAAUUAUUACAAAGCUUUGGGUCAACUUUGCUCGUACAGGCAAUCCAACCCCAUCCACUGAAACAAAUGAUAAAACCGAUCUUCCUCAAUGGCCUCCUACUGAUCGAUUUCCUUUGCGGUAUCUACGUAUCGGCAGCCUCGACUCAUCCAAGCAGCCGAUUGUUGCGCUAGAAUCAGGGCUAUUUGAAGAACGUGCUGCUUUUUGGCGUCAGCUACAAGCUCAUCAUACUCCAGCCCAUAUCACUGAUCAAGUGAUGCACACACGCGAGGAGCUUUAAUCAUCCGUAUAAUCACGUUUCUACGUAGGUAAACGUAAAACGGGUAUUUUACGAUAAAAUAGAA
Messenger RNA from Anopheles nili, 1873 nucleotides. RefSeq names its product juvenile hormone esterase. The transcript is spliced from 6 exons. NCBI's taxonomy places the organism in Eukaryota, Metazoa, Arthropoda, Insecta, Diptera, Culicidae. The record is from RefSeq and is a predicted model, not a curated record. The coding region runs from base 1 to 1809 and encodes 602 amino acids.